GAGAGAUGGACCGCCUCUCUCUCUCUCUCUCUGCAGGACUCCUGUCGCUGCUCCUCUUCCUCCUGCAGGACUCUCCUCCUCCUCUUCCUCUCUGAACGAGGGACGAUGUCCCCUCCGUCCAUCAUGUCUCCGCUCUUCGUUGAGGCGUCCAGAACCCGGUCCGUAUCGAGCUGAGCGUCUCGGUUAAUAAUUCAUCCGUCCCUCAUCGCCGUCCUUAUGUAAGAACCGACCUGAAGACGGGCAGAGGGACAGGAGGAGAGACAGGAGGAGAGACAGGAGGAGAGACAGGAGGAAACAUCGUUUGGGACAGACUGACGGACACUGAGGGACAUCCUGUGGGACAGGCAGAGACACACGGAGACACAGGGAGGGAUGUUUGUGUCGGUUUGGUACGCCAAGAAGAUGGGAAGAAGAUUCAUCAACAACGUGAGGAGAGCAAAGAGACACAGGCAGAGGAUGAUGAUGAACGGAUCAGAAGGAGAACUGGAGUACGAAGAGAUCACUCUGGAGAGGGGGAACUCCGGACUGGGCUUCAGCAUCGCGGGCGGAACCGACAACCCGCACAUCGGAGACGACCCGUCCAUCUUCAUCACCAAGAUCAUCGCAGGAGGAGCCGCCGCCCAGGACGGACGCCUCAGGGUGAACGACAGCAUCGUGUUUGUGAACGACGUGGACGUCCGGGAAGUCUCUCACUCAUUGGCUGUGGAGGCGCUGAAGGAGGCGGGGCCUGUGGUCCGACUCUACGUGCUGCGGCGCCGACCGCCCAGCGAACGCAUCGCUCAGGUCAAGCUGCUGAAGGGACCCAAAGGUCUGGGCUUCAGCAUCGCGGGCGGCGUGGGGAACCAGCACGUUCCCGGAGACAACAGCAUCUACGUCACUAAGAUCAUCGAUGGCGGCGCGGCGCAUCGGGACGGCCGGCUGCAGAUCGGGGAUAAGAUCCUGGCUGUGAACCACAUGUCUCUGGAGGACGUCCUGCAUGAAGACGCCGUGGCGGCGCUGAAGAACACCGGGGAGGUGGUGUACCUGAAGGUGGCCACGCCCACCGCCCAGUUCGGCCAGCAGGGGGAGCGCUACAGCCCGCCGGACCUCACCAGCGCCUACAUGGACCCAGACUACCUCUGUGAUUACCCAGCAGCCCUAGCGCCGCCGUCGCCCCGGCGAUACUCGCCGCUGCCCCGCAGCAUCAUGGGAGACGAGGAGUACUCCAGGGAGCCGCGGCGCGUCGGCAUCCAGCGGGGGGCCACCGGGCUGGGCUUCAACAUCGUGGGGGGGGAAGAUGGAGAAGGAAUCUUCAUCUCCUUCAUCCUGGCGGGAGGACCGGCGGACCUGAGCGGGGAGCUGAGGAAGGGAGACCAGAUACUGAGUGUGAACGGUGUGGAUCUGCGGUUCGCCACACAUGAACAGGCAGCAGCAGCUCUGAAGAACGCCGGUCAGACGGUGACCAUCGUAGCUCAGUACAGACCAGAAGAGUACAGCCGCUUUGAGGCAAAGAUCCACGACCUGAGAGAGCAAAUGAUGAACAGCUCAUCAGGCAGCCUGAGAGCCAACCGGACCUUCUACGUCAGAGCCCUGUUUGACUACGAUAAGCAGUGGGACUGCGGCGUUCUGUCUCAGGCUCUGGACUUUAACUUCGGGGAGGUUCUCCAUGUGAUGGACAGCGCUGAUGAAGAGUGGUGGCAGGCCAGACGACUCAACCAGCAGGGGGAGCUAGAGGAGCUGGGAUACAUCCCCUCCAAGCACAGGGUGGAGAGGAAGGAGUGGUCCCGCAUGAAGACUAAAGGUCGAGACGGUUUCAUCCACAGCUAUGAACUCGUCACUCAGAUCGAAGUGGACUACGCCCGUCCCGUCAUCAUCCUGGGUCCGACCAAAGACCGGGUCAACGACGACCUGCUGUCUGAGUAUCCGGACAAGUUCGGCUCCUGCGUUCCCCACACCACCCGUCCCCGCAGGGACUACGAGAUGGACGGGCGGGACUACCACUUUGUGUCGUCACGGGAACAGAUGGAGCGGGACAUCCAGUCGCACCGCUUCAUCGAGGCGGGGCAGUACAACAACCACCUGUACGGGACGUCGGUGCAGAGCGUCAGGCAGGUGGCGGAGCAGGGGAAGCACUGCAUCCUGGAUGUUUCAGCCAACGCUGUGAGGCGUCUGCAGGCCGCUCACCUUCAUCCUAUCGCCAUCUUCAUCCGCCCGCGCUCCCUGGAGAACAUCCUAGAUCUGAACAAGCGUCUCUCGGAGGAUCAGGCCAGAAAAGCUCUGGACCGAGCCGUCAAGCUGGAGCAGGACUUCCUGGAGUGUUUCACAGCCGUUGCCCAGGGCGACAGCUUCGAUGAGGUCUACCUCCAGGUGAAGCUGGUCAUCGAGGAGCAGAGCGGACCGUACAUCUGGGUUCCUGCCAGGGACAGGCUCUGAUUGGCUGGGCUUUGUCUCCAUGGCAACCAGCUGUUGUGGGCGGAGCCACAAAACAUGGAGCUCAGAGACUGCUGUAACCAUGGCAACCACCUCCUGUCCAGAGAGACGAAUAAUCCUGAGAUAAAGAAUCAGAGACUGUAGAACCAGAUCCAAGUAUUUAUAGAAACAUAUUUAUUUAUUAUUUAUUAAGACUUUCUGUGACUUGGAGGUGGUGUGUGUGUGUGUGUGUGCGUGCGUGUGUGUGUGUGUGUGUGCAUACAGACGUGUGUAACUGUAAAUAAAACCAUGGGGCUCAAACACACAGUCUAUUCAGGGCUUAAACUGUCACACAACCACUGGACUACAACUCCCACAAUCCUCCUCUUUAGGACUACAACUUUCCUGUCAGAGCCGGCCCAAGGCAGAACCGACCUAAACCAAACCGCUCAUGAAUUUAAACUCCUCAGAUCUAAAAUAUUUAAAAUAUUUCUAUCUGAUUGUUGAGAAAAAGAGAAUUUUAAUUCAUUUUAUUUGAUUUUCUCAGAGAAAGAUUUAAAGUUUAGUUUCAGUUUGCUUUGUAAAACAUUCUCAGUCCUCCAUUUGGACUACAACUCUGUUUGGAUUCUUUUUAUUUUUGGACUACAACCCCCACAAUCCUCCUCUCCAUGGACGACAACUCCUCCCACAGAUUCAGUUUGGACUUUUACCUUCUAGUUUUUUGACUACAACCGUCUGCUCCUCUGUUGGACUCUAACUCCCAUGAUGCCGUUCUGUUCAGGCUGAAGGAUUCCAUGUGAUCUGAGCAUCACAUUUCAUAUCUAGUCUUUCUCUACUGCAGCGACCUGCAUCACACAGGACUACAUUACCCAGAGUUCCCUGCUCCAUGGGACCUGGCAGCAGCAGUGAUGGACUGCUUGGACUCAACAAGAACCUUGUUGGUUCUGCUGCUGGAACGGGUCAGACUGAAGAUGAUCAGGAGGGAAAGAGUCUAUACACACACCUGGACAACAGAGACACACCUGGACACACCUGGACCAGGAGGCUGCUGGUCUCAAGGAUUCUUGUAAAAACAGAAAAAUUAGUUAUUAAUGAAAUUCAAAUAUUUAAAUAAAUUCCUUAUAAAACUGAA
Messenger RNA from Gambusia affinis (western mosquitofish), 3520 nucleotides. Its product is annotated as disks large homolog 4-like. Lineage: Eukaryota; Metazoa; Chordata; Actinopteri; Cyprinodontiformes; Poeciliidae. Gene Ontology annotation, cellular component: neuromuscular junction; postsynaptic density membrane; neuron projection. Bases 373 to 2412 code for a protein of 679 amino acids. The record is from RefSeq and is a predicted model, not a curated record. The transcript is spliced from 17 exons. Gene Ontology annotation, molecular function: kinase binding. Gene Ontology annotation, biological process: chemical synaptic transmission; AMPA glutamate receptor clustering; postsynaptic neurotransmitter receptor diffusion trapping.